Molecule: messenger RNA, 1176 nt
Organism: Strongyloides ratti
Lineage: Eukaryota; Metazoa; Nematoda; Chromadorea; Rhabditida; Strongyloididae
Product: Ubiquitin-conjugating enzyme, E2 domain and Ubiquitin-conjugating enzyme/RWD-like domain-containing protein
Exons: 2
Coding region: 1-1176 (391 amino acids)
Source: RefSeq, a predicted model, not a curated record
AUGGCUUGUAUGAAAAAAUUGAAGGAAGAUAUUAUCCAUAUUAAAAAUUUAUUUCCACUUAGUCAUACUUGUAUUAGUGUUACCGAUGCAACUUUAGAUUUGGUACAAAUUAAUUUUCAUUUUCCUGGUGAAGCAACUUUUGAUGUUCAAUGUAAUAUUCUUGAAAAUUACCCAAAAACACCUUCUAUUUGGUGUACUGAACAUGAAGAUCAAAUUGUUUUUUCAAUUUUAGCUCAAUUAUCUGAAGCUACUAAUAAUUUUACAUUACUUCCACAAAUUAAUCAUUUAAUUACACAAUAUUGUGUGUUAAAAAAUUUAGAAGCACCUCUUGAACUUUCUCAGUUAAUAUCUCCACCUGUUUCUUUUGAAGAAAGUGAUGAAGGACAGGGAAGUGAACUUAGUGUUGAAGAGGGAGCUAUAAGUGAUUCAGAUAUGGAAGAAGGGGUAGAUGAUGAUGAUGAGGAUGAGGACGAAGAUGCUGAUGAUGAAGAUGAUUUUGGAAUGUUUGAUGAAAUGGAGUAUGAUGAUACAGAAGAACCAUCGUCAUCUGUGGAAAAUGAUGCAAAUGAUAUGAAUGAAAAGGACAAAGAAACUUUGGUUAAAUUAAAAGUUAAAGCAAGGGAAGAUCGUAUUCGAAAUGUGCCAAUGAUUGGUAGUACAACAGCUACUGAUAGGAUAAUGAAAGAAUUAAAAGAUGUUUAUAAAUGUAAUAGCUACAAAAAUGGUAUUUUUUCUAUUGAAUUAGAGGAUGAAAAUAUUUAUAAAUGGAAGAUUAUUCUUAGAUGUGUUGAUAAUGAAUCUCCAUUGUAUGAUGAUUUAAAAAAAUUAAAAGAAACAAGAGGAGAAGAAGGUAUUGUUCUUAAAGUAACAUUUAAGGAUGACUAUCCAAUGAGUCCUCCAUUUAUUUAUGUUCAUACUCCACAAAUAAACGGUGGAUAUGUUUUGGGAGGUGGUGCUAUAUGUAUGGAACUUUUAACUACUCAAGGAUGGUCAUCAGCUUAUAAUAUGGAAUCGGUUAUUCUUCAAAUUGCAGCAACAUUCGUCAAAGGUAAAGCUAGGAUAAACUUUGCUAAUCUUUCUCCCUAUAAUCAUGCAAAAGCAAAAGCUUACCAUGAACAUUUAUCGAGAUUUCAUAAAAAUACUGGAUGGUAUACACCACCAAAAGCUGAUGGAUAA